AUGUUUUCCCCGGAUCGGAUCCGACGAGUACUCAGCUCCCCUCCUGCUCCUCCUCCAGUCAGUCCAAGAUUCCAGCUCGGCGUCUACCGUUCCUCCUAUCUCCCGCAAGCCAAGGAUGACUCGUCGCCAGACUCUCAGAGAUCGAACCGCGAAAGGUGCCAAGGGCGCCCCUUCAGGCGGGAGUCGAGUCUGUUCUGGUUAAUUCGCAGCGGCCAUGGAGGAGGCCAUGGCUUCGAAGCCUGCGGUGGGGUCUUCUGCCCUUGCCGACCAAUGAUUGACCAGGUCGACGCGACCGCCGGGAGAGAGGUUGUUUGGACUCGGAGUUCAGAUCAGGGUCACUUGAGGCAGUCAUCGAAGCGAGCUCGGAGCGACGACGGAGAUGCUCGUUCCCGCGCGGGCGGUCCGACUUCCACGAAUGGGAGCGGGGGGAAGCCGCCGUUCUACUGGCAGUACGAGAGCUCCAAGCGUUUCCCCAUCUAG
Molecule: messenger RNA, 480 nt
Organism: Microthlaspi erraticum
Lineage: Eukaryota; Viridiplantae; Streptophyta; Magnoliopsida; Brassicales; Brassicaceae
Source: the annotation of a GenBank genome assembly